Symbiodinium sp. CCMP2456 is the source of this 1089-nucleotide messenger RNA. Lineage: Eukaryota; Dinophyceae; Suessiales; Symbiodiniaceae. The record is from the annotation of a GenBank genome assembly.
AUGGCGGCUCUGGAGGCGGCAGAUCCUGCGAUUCUGGCGAGAGGUCACGGCUUGUCCAUCUCCAGCUUCCGAGUGCCCGGACACCUGCAAGCCACCCGAAGGGCUGGCUGGCAAGAGGUGCCAGCGCCUGGCGAUGCUCGAGGUCAAGCUGGUGAAAUGCCCAUGGGAAGAAGUCGAAGCAGGCAGACUCAGCUGGGUGCUGCGACACUGGUAGGUGCCUCCACGUUCCUGGUGGGACGGCGAAGGCAGCGACUGCGGCGGCUGAGCCGGAGGGUUUUCGACCGAUUCCGGCAGGAUGCCAUCACAGCGAUCUACAGUGCCCAGGAGGAAGCCUUGAGACGCAGUCACGGAGUGGUUUCCACCGAACUCAUCAUCUUCGGAAUUUUCUCCGAGGAGCAGAAGGGUGCCAACCUUAUAGCCAAGACUGCUUUGGUUCGGAAAGGCGUUACUCGCGAGGCCUUGAAGCGCUUCAUCGCCACCAGCCCAAAACCCGUGUCAGACACGCCAGGAUCUGGCUCCCUGCCAUUCAGCGAGAAUGCCAGGCUGCUUUUCGACGCAGCGAAUGAUUGCUCGGUUGGCAACACAGAAGUCGGCUGCGAGCAGCUGCUUCUGGCCCUCGGCGAUGACAGGCUGGCCCAAAGUGGUGGGGCCAAGAUGCUUGCAGGCCUUGGGCUUUCGGGAAGCGCCCUUCGAGAAGCCGUCUCAGAAGCGGCGUCAGCACCUGGGGCACCAGAGCGACAGCUCGCCGCCGUCGGAGCGGAUGAAUCGAGCGAGUCCGACAUGACGCUGGACGAAGUUGCCACAGAUCUGACGCAAAUGGCGUUGGAUGGUUUGCUGGAUCCAGUGGUUGGUCGGCAGGAGGAGAUGGAUCGGAUCAUCCAAAUCCUGUUGCGCAAGCGUAAGAACAACGCUUGCCUUGUGGGUCCUCCUGGCGUCGGGAAGACUGCAGUGGUCGAAGGCGUGAAAAGAGGAACUGGACAUGACAAGGUGCCAAAUCGCCUGAAGGGGAAGCAGGUUUACUCUCUGGACUUGGGCCAGCUUGUCGAACUCAGCUCAGCUGGCAAUUCUGCUAUUGUGUGUGCUUGCUAA